Molecule: messenger RNA, 1512 nt
Organism: Pygocentrus nattereri (red-bellied piranha)
Lineage: Eukaryota; Metazoa; Chordata; Actinopteri; Characiformes; Serrasalmidae
Product: chemokine-like protein TAFA-2
Exons: 6
Coding region: 392-799 (135 amino acids)
Molecular function (GO): receptor ligand activity
Source: RefSeq, a predicted model, not a curated record
GGCUGAGUGUGGGGAGGUAGUCAGUGUGUGUGCGCGUCAGCGGUGGACAGGCAGGGGCUCCAGUCUCUCCGAGACCACCACAGCUUCAGGGUCUUUCAUCCCGAGCAGCAGCAGCGUGGAGCGCGAUCAGCGCAGUCAGUGUCCGGUGCGCGCUCUGCAGGGCUGCUCUCUGCGCCGUCCGCUGCCGGAGACAGCAGCGCUGAGGGAAGCGCCCGCGGUCCGCGGACUGUCAGCAGCUCUGCUGGAUAAACCGCAUGUCAGGACUGAGAGAGCGAUGUGAGCCACCGCGAUGCGAGCCUGACCCAGUCGGACUAUGCUGAGCCGAAGAUCGCAGCAGAAGAUUGGCCAGGCUUUGAUGGGUCCAAUGGACUAGGCACAGGGAGCGCACAGGAUGAUUAAGAAACACAAGCAGAAGGCUUCCACACAAGUUCUGCUGCUCAUCUGCAUGGUCGCACUCUUGCUAUCACCAGCAAAUACUGCAGGACAUAAUGUUCACCAUGUCAGAACGGGAACCUGUGAGGUUGUAGCAUUACACCGAUGCUGCAAUAAGAACAAGAUCGAGGAGCGCUCUCAGACUGUCAAAUGCUCCUGCUUUCCGGGGCAAGUGGCCGGAACCACCCGAGCAGCACCCUCCUGUGUAGAUGCCUCCAUAGUGGAGCAGAAGUGGUGGUGUCACAUGCACCCGUGCCUCGAUGGAGAGGAGUGUAAGGUUCUGCCUGACCUUAAAGGCUGGAGCUGUGCCACAGGGAACAAGAUCAAGACCACAAAGAUCUCUUCUGACCGGGACCAGCUUUGGUAACCGCCAGAAACCAGAUACAGGUUGACUGAGACUCCCCAUCUUUGCCUCUGGAUUUAUUCUGCGGAGAGCUAAGGACCGAUCUCAAAUGGGAGCUUUUCCAAGUUCACUCACAACUUUUCCAAGUAACAAAGGCGAGAAGAUUUUCCUGAGAGCACAUUUGGACGCUGCUAUGCGCUUCGACCCCCCCCCCCCCCCGUAUCCCCACCCCCCCACCCCCCGCCCUCAGCUUCAUACAUCUUAUAGUGGAUUACUGCAGUAAAUAAUGCUUACACUUUUGCUCAGCCAUACGGUUCAGAUCCAGACUUUCCUUUCUAUGGAUCCGCAGCAUGACAGGGUGAAGAAGUGCGACAAGAAACAAAUAUUUUUAGUCAAGCUGAUGCACCAAUAUGCCAACUGGACCUAAGAAUAUAAAUACUAGUGGAACAAAGCAUUGUGUAGAGAUGCUAAGGUAUACUGGAAAACUUGUGAACUUUGUUUUUGUAGCUAAGAAGGGUCUUAAAAUUCCGACAUGAAUGUCCAUGUAACCUCAUGUUACAUUAUGCAACUUUGGUUUGCUUUAAUUCGAUCUUGUUAAAUAAAACAUUAAGAUAUUUGCAGGAUCAUAGUGAAAGUAAAAUUUCAUUUUGUUCUUUUUCUAUAUGUAUACUCAUGCUGAUGCCCUCCCAUGUGUAAGUAAAUGAUCAUGUAAUAAAUUAUAACUGUCUUUAAAAUGA